GUGUUUUCUCGCAAACGACGCUCACCGUGUGAAGCUUUCUCAUCCGGGACGGCAGUGAGACGAGGGAAAGCUUCAGCCGCAAUUUUGUGUCCAUGUGCUUGUUUUUUCUUAAUUUCUCCUCCGAAGGGAGGCGUGUGAAACCUCCUCGCGGGUUUUCACCAUGGGGUUUAAAGUGCUGUGGAUGUUGGGGUUUUAGUGCUAUGGGAUUUGUUUUGUGGGUCUUUUUGUUUGUUUCGGGUUUUAUUUUGGGGUUUUGUUGCUGCGGUUGUUGUUUUUUGGUUUUUUGUUGUCGUUGUUGUUUUUUGCCCCCCCAGAGCACUUGAAACAUUCACCUGUCGACCUCGUCUGAAAUAAAUGGUGUUUGCAUCUCUCAGGUUACAGCGUUAAGAAAGGCCCACGCUUACCCACCCACCCUAUGAACAAACAGGAUGCUCACCAGAACCCCGAGUGUUGUUGCCCAAGUGUUCCUUCUUCUAAGCAUAGUCCUUGUUAUUGCUAUUGCAGUGAUUCAGAUAAAUCAGCAACAGAUCCUCUCCCCAGGGCUUAAGUAUGGAAUAGUCCUUGAUGCUGGAUCCUCUCGGACUACAGUCUAUGUCUAUGAGUGGCCGGCAGAAAAAGAAAACAACACAGGAGUAGUGAGCCAAACCUUCAAGUGCAAUGUGAAAGGCCCUGGUAUAUCCAGCUAUGGGAGUAGCCCUGGAGCUCUUGCCAAGCCUCUGGAUGACUGUCUGAAUAAAGUGAAGGAGAGAAUACCAGCUCAUCUGCAUAGAAACACUUCUGUUUAUCUGGGGGCUACAGCUGGCAUGAGACUGCUGAGGUUGCAAAAUGAGUCGGCAGCCAAUGAAGUCCUUGCAAGCGUUCAAAGCUACUUCAGAGCACAACCUUUUGAAUUUAGGGGUGCGCAGAUCAUAACUGGGCCAGAGGAAGGGGUGUAUGGAUGGAUAACGGCCAACUAUUUAAUGGGCAAUUUCUUAGAGAGAAACCUUUGGAGGACAUGGGUCCAUCCUUACAGAAAAGAGACUAUGGGUGCACUGGACCUUGGAGGAGCUUCCACUCAAAUUUCAUUUAUUCCAGAGGACCCCGAGGAGCACCUCAACAGCACCUUGCAAGUGAAGUUGUAUGGUUACAACUACAAUGUCUACACUCACAGCUACCAGUGCUAUGGGAGAGAUGAAGCUGAGAAAAGGCUUUUAGCAUUGCUGCUCCAGAAAUCAAGCGCCAGUGCCAAUGUGGAUAAUCCCUGCUACCCUAAAAACUACAGCACAGCAUUAACCCUGAAGGACUUCUUUGGCAGCCUUUGUACACAGUCUCUGAGACCAGCAAAUUACUACCCAAACCAGCUUGUGAAAUUCCAUGGAACAGGAGACCCAGGUCUGUGCCAGGAGAUGGUUUCUUUAUUGUUUAACCUCACUGCUUGCAGAGACAGAGAGGACUGUCCAUUUAAUGGAAUACAUCAGCCAAAAGUUAAAGGGAAUUUUGUGGCUUUCUCUGGAUUCUACUAUACAAUAAAUGCUUUGAAUUUAUCUGGGCAGUUUUCCCUAGAUGACUUCAAUUCAAGUAUGUGGUUUUUCUGUUCACAGAGCUGGGCACAGCUCCAGUUAAUGUUGCCUAAAUUUGAAGAAAUAUAUGCUAGAUCCUACUGUUUCUCAGCCAAUUUCAUUUAUUACUUGCUUGUACAUGGUUACAACUUCAAUGCAGAAACUUGGCCACAGAUACAUUUUCAAAAGGAGGUUGGCAACAGCAGCAUAGCGUGGUCACUCGGUUACAUGUUAAGCCUCACAAACAUGAUUCCAGCAGAAGGGAAGCUGAUUCAGCUACCUCUGAAACCUUCUCUGUUUGCUGGGCUCCUCAUCUUCCUCACAGCUACGGCACUGCUGUGCCUCCUCUUCCUCGUCUACCUGUGCGUUGUGUCGCAUCAGCGGAAGAACGUCCCUCGCGUGGAACACGUAUUUAUUCCAGAAUGAAUGAACCUGCCUGGAGACAAACCAAAAACGUUAUAGUGCUACUAAACAGAACUUUAUUUUGCUCCCCAUUUUUCAAAAAUAAAGACAGCAAAAAUGACUUCUGGAGCAGAAGCAUAAAUAGAGAAGGGGCACAAAGGAAUCUGUGAUAUGGUGAAUUGCAGUGCUUUUGAAAUAUUUUGGUAAUUGUUUCUGUAAACUUAAUUUGUCCAGUGUGCAGCAGAGAAAACACGGUCAGAUAUGUCACUUUGCUUUAUAAGGGAUUACUUGCAUUUUCCUCUCAGGUAUGUAUUUUUUUUUUUAAUCAUUAACUCUGUGCAUACUGGUGAGCUCAAGUAGUGAUGGAUUUGAUCAUAGUGGCAGUUGUUUAAGAUAAAAUUAAACAAGCCAAUAGCAACUCUGGGAGGUGGAACAUGGUAGCUGCCCUUGUGUGCAGUGCUGACACUAAAAGCCCUGAAGUAAUCUGAUUUCUGAAACUGGAACAAGCACUGGAUAGUGACAGGAACUGAAAAGAAGAGUUGUGAUAGAAUUGGUUUUAUUGCUGUUCGAAAUGGAUUGAUUCCCAUCACAAGAAGGUGUAAUAAACUGUCAACACCCCUCAGGACUUUUGAGCCUGUCUCUAAACAGAGUUAUAUCUUUUGGUACCAUAGAGACCCCAAAACGCCUCUGGUCUGGUGCAUAAGAUUGGCUUUGGAGGUGGAACAAAAUGCUUUAUCACUUUAGUAACUGAACUUAGAUUUAAAUAUCUCAUAGUUGCCCCCGGAAGACACUGGAGUUUUCAGUAUUCUUUUCUAACUUUCACAGAAAUGCUUUUUGUAGUUUUUCAUACUGAAACCCUGACCUGCAUACCCCACGUAUUGUUGGUCUCAGACAGUGGCCGUCCGUACUGAUUUGACACGUAUGUAUUAUUUCAGCUGUCUGGACAGAGUCCAGAUCUGAACAUUCCAUUAACAUGUUAAGCCCUUCUUUCACGGCCAAGAGGAACAGGAGUCAGUCUCCAGGCCAGCAAAACACCUUUUCUGUGUGGGUUCAGGAACGUAUUGCUGGAGCUGCAGUCAUGGCUCUAGUGCCUUGGUCAGCCUCUGCAGUGUCCUUCAGCAGCGCUGGGAUCCCCCUGGCAGGUGCUUCUGUCCAACUUUCUGACUCCUGAGCUUUCCUGCAAGUGCUGCUGCCUUCAUGCAAGGCCUUCCUUGAAAGCCCAGCCAUUCUUCACCAAACCUCACACUACCUUAAAUCACAGGACUCUCUCAGCUCCAUCUAUUCCCAGUAUUGAUCAGGGGACAGAUAGGAGAACAGUGGCCAGUAUUUUUACCCAUAAAAAAUGUUUUGAAUUUCAGUCUUUUGUUUCUAUAUUACCUUCUUACUUAUGUUUGGUUGUGGUGUUGGGGUUUUGUUUUCUUUUGUGCUUUUUUCAUAAGCUGACAGAUGAUUUGAAGGGAGCUAAAUAUCUCUGUAAAUGAAAAAAAGAAAAAAGUGAUUUUUCAGGCAGAUCAAUAGGGCUUUGUCCCUUCUCUAUUGAUAUACUGCUAAGUCUUGUCAGUCUUACUGGGGUAGCAAUAAGGUAAAAGGUAUUGUAAGAUGAUGAAGAGCUCUGUGGCAUCAAAGUUAUAGCUGAUAAAGUGUAAAAUUGACUUCAGAGUGCAUGGACAUUACAGAGGCAGGCAUGAGAUAUUUUGUGUGAUCGAUCUGUAACUGCAGUUAUGGGUGAAAAAAAAACCCAGACAGCUGGAUGAGAGAAUUGAAAUGUUUUCUUUAGUUGCCAAUUUUCAGUGGAAAAUUGUAUUUUGGAAUAUUUACUUGCCCAACAAAACAUUUUUUUUUGAGUGGCAGGGCCAUUCAGAUGUGGUUUUACACAAAUGGAACACACUUGGAAGUUGGUCUCUGUUAGAGCUGGCAGCUAAAGAACAAGUAAAUUUGUUCAAAAACCAUUUGGACUUCCAGAUGUACUUGGAUAGGCCCAGUAUCUGUUCUAAGAAUCAAAUUUCCCCUGUGAAUCACUGCUUUUUUAAUAGUUCCCUCUUGUCCUUAUGUAUACAGUCUCCCUCAGUGUCACCAGGAUACCCACCUGCUCCCUUGCACCUCUCCUGGCAGUUUCAGAAGGGAAAGCUGAGGGUGUUGAACUGCCAGCCAAGCAGCUUCAGUGACCACAGCCAACUCCUCCCCCAGGUGUGAGCUGGAACCAGAUCAACAGGCCGGAUCCCUGUCCUUCCCCCCUCUCCCAGAGAAAGGAUCUCUGGGAGAGACAGGGAAGUUGACAACACUUGGGAAUGUGUACAAACCAGAGGUUAUUUAUCUUUUUACACUCUUCAGUGCCUGCUUAUGAAGAUUAAUAAAAUUGUGAAAAGUUAAGCCAA
Messenger RNA from Haemorhous mexicanus (house finch), 4315 nucleotides. It is a transcript of the gene ENTPD3, whose product is annotated as ectonucleoside triphosphate diphosphohydrolase 3. Bases 429 to 1964 code for a protein of 511 amino acids. Lineage: Eukaryota; Metazoa; Chordata; Aves; Passeriformes; Fringillidae. Gene Ontology annotation, biological process: nucleoside diphosphate catabolic process. The record is from RefSeq and is a predicted model, not a curated record. Gene Ontology annotation, molecular function: GDP phosphatase activity; UDP phosphatase activity. The transcript is spliced from 10 exons. Gene Ontology annotation, cellular component: plasma membrane.